AUGGCGUGGGAUCCGCGAUGGCCGCUGGCACUUUUCCGCGGAUCUGUCCCGGUCGCUCUGGGGCUGCUGCUGUGGGUGGCGAUAGCGGGAGGCGAGAAGGAGCGGCAGCAGACGCUGAAGGCGCAGCCCGGGGGAGACCCCACAAGUUUGGCGCAGCGGCGGCGCCACAAUGAGCUGAUCAUGAUGGCGCUGCGCGAGGCGGCCCAGACUGAAGACAACGUAGCGCAGCGGCAGGUGCCCUGGCGGAAGUGACGUCAGCAUCGAGAGACCACCGGGAGACCCUCACCCACCGUUUCCCGGUGACCCGUCCUUCCACCCGGAACUAUCAGCGCUGGGCGGAACUCUUUCGCGCGAAUACCAACGGGCUUUUAUAAACCACGGACAUUUCCGG
This is a messenger RNA of Sturnus vulgaris (Common starling), 391 nucleotides long. RefSeq names its product ubiquinol-cytochrome c reductase complex assembly factor 3 (gene UQCC3). NCBI's taxonomy places the organism in Eukaryota, Metazoa, Chordata, Aves, Passeriformes, Sturnidae. Gene Ontology annotation, biological process: mitochondrial respiratory chain complex III assembly. The record is from RefSeq and is a predicted model, not a curated record.